AUGACGGGUCACGGCGGUCUGAAAUUGAAGAAUCGUAUUUCUUCUAAGAAGCCCACCUCUAAUAGAAGCCCACCCUCCGACGUGCUUAAAAACAUAGAAACGCAACUUCUGACAGAAAUCCGUGCAGUUCAGUUAGUGCAGUUCGUACAGUGCAGUUCAUUCACUCGGUUAUUGCCGAAAUUGUCUUUCUUUAAAAAAAAUAUUCCAGUGAUUUCAGUUUUUGGUAAUUUGUUGAGAAUGAGAAGGCCACAAAACUGCCAACUUCGAGCCCGUACAUCUCGCCCCCAUUGUUUUCAUUUGCCAAUCCACUUCUUCUUCUUCUUCUUCCGUCCCUUUUCUCCUCUGUUUUGA
Messenger RNA from Caenorhabditis briggsae, 351 nucleotides. Bases 1 to 351 code for a protein of 116 amino acids. The record is from RefSeq and is a predicted model, not a curated record. The transcript has 3 exons. NCBI's taxonomy places the organism in Eukaryota, Metazoa, Nematoda, Chromadorea, Rhabditida, Rhabditidae.